AUGUCCCCCUCUGUGUUGGACGACCGUGCACCUGCGGGUGCUGCUCCUGCUACCACCAAGACUGCCAACGGGAAUGGCACUUCUGCCCCCGCACCAGCGACUUACACCGUGGACUCUAACACUCCCCUUAACACCUCUAUGACUCCCUCCAAAUUCCUUUCACAUCCCCACGACCUGGGGAUUGUCGCAGUCGGCUUUGCUGGCGGUCAGGGCAAGGCUGGGGUUGAUGCCGCGCCCAGUGCGCUGAUUGAGGCCGGUCUCCUCGCUUCGCUCCAUGACGAUCUGGGCUACAACCUGCACGGUCAUGACGCAGUCCACAACUACUCUGACCUCAUCCCGGCCUCUCCUGAGCUGGAUCCUCCUUAUCGCGGUAUGAAGAACCCUCGUGCCGUAUCUGCCGUGACGCGCCGUAUUGCGGAGCAGGUUUACUCCCACGCGCGUGAGGGUCGUAUGGUCCUCACUCUCGGUGGCGACCACAGUAUCGCGAUUGGCACAAUUGCUGGGAGCGCUCAGGCAGUGAAGGAGAGGCUCGGCAAGGAGAUUGCGGUUAUCUGGGUUGAUGCGCAUGCCGAUAUCAACACCCCCGAGAGCAGCCCCAGCGGCAAUAUUCAUGGCAUGCCGCUAGCAUUCCUCACCGGCCUUGCUAAGGAGGACAAGGAGGAGUUCUUCGGCUGGAUCAAGGAGGAGCAGCGUCUGAACAUUAAGAAGCUGGUGUACAUCGGUCUGCGUGAUGUCGACCCCGUGGAGAAGCGGAUCCUGCGCGAGAAUGGUGUCAAGGCCUUUAGCAUGUUUGACGUUGAUCGCUAUGGUAUUGGCCGCGUGAUGGAGAUGGCUCUGGCCCACAUUGGUGCCGACACACCCAUCCACCUAUCCUUCGAUGUCGAUGCCCUUGACCCUAUGUGGGCGCCAUCCACGGGCACUCCUGUCCGCGGCGGCCUGACCCUACGCGAGGGUGACUACAUCUGCGAGUCCGUCCAUCUUACCGGUCAGCUGGUCGCUGUCGACCUGGUUGAAGUCAACCCCAAGUUGGCUCCUGAAACUGACCUUGGCGCCCACGAGACCAUCCGUACCGGUUGCUCUCUGCUGCCGCCCGCCGUGCCCCCCGACGGAGAUCCCAAGCACAACGUCAACGUGCAAGAUUCGAAACAGGCGUGGGAGCAAAGUCACGACUGCGGUCGCACGUUCUCCAACGAACACCACGAUCCUCUCACCGACCCCGCUGUCGCCGACGCUGCUGUCCCCGCCGGUAUUAUGGCGUCGACAGUCACUUCCGGCAGUAGCUCGCUCGUCUACGAGCGCCGGGUAGUCGAGCGCGUUCACAGAUAUCACUGGCCGGCCAUCCAACUCAACUUCUGGAUGCUUAUCAUGCUCGCCGCCUCAUGCCUGAUUAUUGGCGUCUUCGCAACAUUCGUAGAGACCCUGCAUGUUCUCGAGCAGCCAAUACCAUGGUACUACCCUUACUAUAUCACGGUCGCAUGUCUGACGAUAGCUUUCAUCUUUCUCCUUCUGUGGUUGAUUUUCCAGCGGCGCUUGCUUCCCAGCAUCGUCAUGGUGGGCGCGUUUAUCAUAUUUGUCAUGUGGCUGGUCGGCCUAGUUGUCAUUUCCAUCCAGCUCUGGGGACCCAGGAACUCGAUCAGCUCCCGCUGCAACAUCUACGUUUUCGGCCGCGAUCCCAAGCCCAAAGGAGAGUCAGACGUCACCCGCUCAUGGCUACAGCAGAAGUCGGUGUGCCAGAGCUGGCAAGCGGUGUUUGCCUUUGGACUUAUUGGACAGAUAUUUUUGUUUUGGAUCAUGGUGAUGGCUUAUUCAGUUUUUGUGGAUGACGCAUGA
Messenger RNA from Thermochaetoides thermophila DSM 1495, 1830 nucleotides. RefSeq names its product arginase-like protein. Gene Ontology annotation, molecular function: arginase activity; manganese ion binding. Bases 1 to 1830 code for a protein of 609 amino acids. Gene Ontology annotation, cellular component: cytoplasm; nucleus; cytosol. Lineage: Eukaryota; Fungi; Ascomycota; Sordariomycetes; Sordariales; Chaetomiaceae. The transcript is spliced from 6 exons. The record is from RefSeq and is a predicted model, not a curated record.